AUGGAGCGCGGCGAAGAUGAGGAUUCCUCCACCUCUCUUGAAAUGUUUCAAGAGCCUGUUGAUUUCUACGAGCCCGAGAAGCCGCCGACCUUUACGAGCUACACCCUGAAAACCGGCCAGACACUCUCGCUUCGGCUUGGUCAUCUACUCUGGAAUGCGGGUCAAGUCAUGUCCAUGUAUCUCGAGCAGAACGCGAAGGCGCUCGUGCAGAACAAGACUGUCUUGGAGCUGGGAGCUGGGGCCGGCCUUCCUAGCUUGGUGGCUGCGAUCUUAGGAGCUCGAAGAGUCGUGGUGACAGAUUAUCCAGAUCAGGACUUGGUUGCGAACCUGCAAUACAACGUGGAGCAUUGCUCAGCUCUCCUCAACAAGUCGAACAUCGUAACGGAGGGUUUCGUUUGGGGCGGUCGGGUCGAGCCUUUGAAAUUGCAUAUCCUGCCUGAUGUUGAUGGGUUUGAUCUGUUGAUCCUGGCCGACAUUUUGUUCAACCACUCUGAGCAUGCAAAACUGCUGGCCACAGUCCGUGACUGCCUGAAAAAGACGAGCGAGUCGGCGGCCCUGGUGUUUUUCACGCCUUAUCGUCCUUGGUUGCUCGACAAAGAUCUCCACUUCUUUGAAAUGGCUCGGGCUGAAGGCUUUGUGGUUAAUAAGAUACUAGAGCAGACCAUGGAUAAAGUCAUGUUUGAAAAUGACCCCGGAGAUGAAGCACUUCGCAGAACCGUUUUCGGGUAUGAGGUCAAAUGGAAACUUUGUGACUAG
Molecule: messenger RNA, 756 nt
Organism: Fonsecaea multimorphosa CBS 102226
Lineage: Eukaryota; Fungi; Ascomycota; Eurotiomycetes; Chaetothyriales; Herpotrichiellaceae
Exons: 2
Coding region: 1-756 (251 amino acids)
Biological process (GO): peptidyl-lysine dimethylation
Molecular function (GO): protein-lysine N-methyltransferase activity
Source: RefSeq, a predicted model, not a curated record